CUCCGUCAGUUCCUGGAGCAGAAGUACGGCUACUACCACUGCAAGGACUGCAACAUCCGCUGGGAGAGCGCCUACGUCUGGUGCGUGCAGGGCACCAACAAGGUGUAUUUCCGUCAGUUCUGCCGCACCUGCCAGAAGUCCUACAACCCGUACCGCGUGGAGGACAUCACCUGCCAGAGCUGCAAGCAGACGCGCUGCACCUGCCCCGUGAAGCUGCGCCACGUGGACCCCAAGAGGCCGCACCGCCAGGACCUGUGCGGGAGGUGCAAGGGGAAGCGCCUCUCCUGCGACAGCACCUUCAGCUUCAAAUACAUCAUCUGAGGAGGGGGGUUUUGUUUGGUUAGGGCUCUUCCAGGGAACUGCAGGCUAGGCAGGUUGUUUUCUGUUGUAGUUGGUUGGGUUGGGGGUGGCUGGGAAAGCUGCGAGUAAAGAUUUGGUGAAGCCUCUGCUGGUCAGGUGGGGCUGUGCCCGAUUUGGGGGUGCGUGUUGAGAUUUUGGUAAUUGUGUAAGGGAAGAGCCCGCAAAUACUGGUUUGCAAAUUAGUGACAGUCUGGGCUGCUGCCAGCUCAAGGCUGUGUGGAGUCUCAGACAGGAAAGAACGCUGGUUACUCAUCCUGCAUGCGAAGCUCAACUUCUUGGCAUCAGGCUGACAUCCACUGUGGGUGGCGGAGCACAUCGCAAAGAGGGCCAUGGCGGUACUCAGUCACUGUGCACAUUGGUGUUGCAGGGCUCCUGCCCUGCUGUUCCUCUCUGGAAGAGGCUGAGAAUGACUGUGUAGAAGUCAGGCUGCUGCCAGUAUGGCUGCCUGGGCCUGGCUGAGCUGGUGUUGUAAGCUGGGGCCACGUGCUGCUUGGGUGGUCUUAAUUUGUCUUCAGAGGCAGCUGUCACUGACUGAUGGUGAGGGAGUUUUUGAUGUUACACGCAUCAGGUGAACAGAAACUUUGGGCUAUUGGGAAAAGUGCCACUUCAAAGGCUCCAGGUGACCUGCAUCUGCCCAGCUUCCUUCUGAAUCUGCAGGUGCCGCACAAAGAGAUGCGCACACGGUGGUGUGUGCUUGGGGUCUGCUGCCUUCAUCAGGGAAGGAGCAGAUCACUGCACAUCUGGGAUGGGGUUUGCAGCUAGAGGUGAUGCACUCAGAUUAUUUCUGCUGUUAGGGUGAGGUCUCUAUAGGGAUGAGCAUGUUUCAGUGGUGCUAUGCACAUCAGUGCACUACAGCAGUGCCACCUGCACAGACAACUCAGGGAAACCUGUGUCCCACUACAGUCUACCUCAUAGCUAAGGAGUUGGGUAAACAAUGGAGAAAUGUACUUUCCUGAGAAUGCCAAUAAAGCUGUUACCUUUGAAAUUAAGCACUACACUUAACUGGGUCUUGUGGAGAACUCUAAGGUGGCUUUCUCUAGAGAAGAAUUGAUUUUACUCCACCAGCAGGAGUGACUGAAGGGGAGCAGUCUGUCUGUGUGCUGCUGUCAUAGAGGCUGUGGUAUGGUGAGGAGGCAACUGCUGUCCUUACCAGUAGUGAAUGCCUGUUGGGGGACAGUGUUAAUGCUACAGCUCCUCUAGAACAGACAUAGCUCAUCCUGCUGUCAGUUCCUGCAUUGUGUCCCUUGAACUUACUGGAGUAUUUCUGUAGUUCUGUAACUUAAAUCUUUUGCAGUAAGAGUACAAUGUAUCACCAGCAAUUAAUUGCUCAGUAACUUCAUUUAUGCAUGCUUCACUAAUUACUAUAAAAGCAUGGUGUGUUCUAGGAAUCAAUCUAGGAAAAAAAUCAGAGCAGAGUGCUACUGAUUUUUUUAUUUUU
Messenger RNA from Meleagris gallopavo (turkey), 1798 nucleotides. Lineage: Eukaryota; Metazoa; Chordata; Aves; Galliformes; Phasianidae. The record is from RefSeq and is a predicted model, not a curated record.